Messenger RNA from Plasmodium knowlesi strain H, 5970 nucleotides. RefSeq names its product SICAvar, type I. The coding region runs from base 1 to 5970 and encodes 1989 amino acids. NCBI's taxonomy places the organism in Eukaryota, Apicomplexa, Aconoidasida, Haemosporida, Plasmodiidae. The transcript is spliced from 12 exons. The record is from RefSeq and is a predicted model, not a curated record.
AUGGCGUCAUCAGGAGUACCUGCUGGUGGACUGCUGGAAGAGUGGCUGCAGAAAUUGAAGGAGAAUGGGAAAUUAACUGGUAGUUCGACGGGUCAGGACAUUGUAGCCAAGUUGAAGAAGGAUUUGAAAGAUGAAUUUGAGAAAUUGAGCACUUGGCUGGUGGACAGGCAGGAGUCAAAUGAGGUAGCGGGUCUUUGUAAGGACGUGGGGAAACUUGUGAGGGGGGCGAACGGUGGUGUCGUGUUCUACUUGCAGAAUUUAUGUAAAGGGAUAGCCGAAAUAAAAUAUUUCAUCAGUGGAGUAAAGAAGGUUAGGAAAUAUUAUGGCGCAGCGGAGGAUAAUCAAGCAACAAUUGAGAAGCUCACCGAUGAUAAAGCUUAUCCACGUUGUAUUGUUGGUACAUUGGCCCUAUCUGCAUUGUACGGAGAUCACUGUUAUUCAGGCGCAGUCAUGGACCACUUAAAGAACGACGUGAAAGUGGAAAAUAAGAUAAAGGACACACACAAGGAUGCUAUCGCAAACUUGGGUAUAUGUAAAAAGGUUACCAAUGCAGAUUUAAUGUUUGCUAAAUCCUUACUUCAAUCUACAAUCGAACAAAGGACACAACAGGAAAGGAAGGAAAGACAGAAGAACGAGAACUGGAGGAUAUAUUGGCCCUGGUCCUAUAGGCCAAGUGUCUGUAAGCAGCCGGCGAAAGCGGGAACAACCGAGCACGAGGCAGGGAGGAAAAAAAUUUUACAGGACAAUAAAAAAAGUUUAGUCGAGUUCACUUUAGGGAAGAACACUCAAAGUGGUAGUAAUGCAUCAUCUACCAUGGAAGACAUCUUAGUAAAUGACGACUAUACGAUUUCAGGGGAUACAUUAACACAAGCACUCUCAUCAGCGAUAAGUUCGGGUAAUGUUGAUGUAGGCAAGGCAAUAGAGAAUGUAACGAAGGCAGCCAAGAAAACUGAGGCUGAAGUAUGCAUGAAGCAAGAGGGCCAGCCAUUUUGCCAGCGCUUGGAAUGUGCAGAAAAACAUUGGAAUUUGACGAAAGGACAGGGCAAUACCGACAAUUUCUGGAACAAUUAUGUCAAGAACGAAUUAGGCAAUCUCUUUAAUCGGGCGGCUGCUAGUGAUGGUGGCACCGGAGGUGCCCAUUGCAAGAACGCUUCCCUAGAUGGUGCAAAUAAAGAAGCAUGCAAACACAUUACAGCUAAAUUAGAUAUUAUGUACCGAAAUUCAAAGGGCAAACACAAAUUGUCUGAUCAAAUUAUAAAUUGUCUUCUGAUAAAUGCUUAUGCUAAAAAAUUAAAUGAACAAGCAAAACAAAGAGGGUAUUGUGACAUAGGCAAGGGGAUACAGGAGGCUUUCAAUCACAGUAAAACCAUUAUUGGGAAUACGUCAGGUCCAUGUGGAACGGGUACUAAUGGCAAUAAUUGUAUUGAAUGCAAAUGGCAAGAAAGUGACUAUGAAAACUGCACAAUUAAGGCAACUGACAACGCAGCCCAAACGGAGAAUGUAAAGUCUAAAGUGGAAUCAAUGCUCAACAACAACAGACGAACGAAGGACAGCCCAAUACAGAAAAUCUUGGCUGAGUUCAAUAAGGAAAAUACCUUAUGUGAACGUAUAAAUUGUGCAGCGAAUUGGUAUAAGGACACCAAGACGAGUGGACAGGGCAACUUUUGGGAAAAGAAUGGUGCUGCUGUGGCAACACUAUGGAAAGAUUUGGCUGGAGCAAUGGAGAAGAGCAAGGGAAUAGGAAACAGCGAUUGUGAUCAUGUGCAAGAUGGAACUACAGCAUCUCCUUCUGACAGGACGGCAUGCAAUUAUUUGUAUGCCGGCUUACAGAAACUGUAUGAGAAGCCGGACGCGUCGGCGGGGGCGCCGGCGCCGGCGGCGCCGGCGCUGUCGUCGCCAGACGACGGCAUCCUAUCUAAGAACAACCCAUCGUUUAGACAAACGAUGGGUUGUUUCUUACUUCACGCAUAUGCAAAGGAGAUGAAAAAGAAGUCCAUUUGUAAUAUUGAUAAAGGGAUAAGCACAGCUUUCGAACUGGGAGAAAAACUGCGUAGUAGUGGUACUUGCAAUGGUGGUGCUGGCAGUGGCAAGGGACCUUGUGUCCCUUGCCAAUGGGAGCAGAAGAAUUUUCAGGAUUGCGAAAUUAAAACAAAUGGAAGCACUGACCCAAAUUACAAGGUUGAGAACAAAUUGAAGGACAUCGUAAAGGAAAGCGAUCCCGCUGUGACGGCAGCUGCACAGAAAAUGAAUGAAGUGAAGGACUUAUGUAAACGCUUCCAAUGUAUAUCCGAAAAAUGGUUAAAAGACGUCAAAAAUAAGGGGCAGAAUGGCCAAAACCUGACAAAAGACGACUGGAAUGAUGUAUGGAAUGAAGUCAAAGCGGAACUCACCGAACUUGGAAGCGCCAUAAAUUCUAAUAAGAGUACUGUAGGCACCUACUGCAGCAAACUUGGGAAUCAUACGGACGGAAGGCCGAGAGAUAAGGAGGCUUGCCUCCGUAUAGCAGCAGGAUUAAAAAGUCUCUACGACAUCCAAGACAAUGACAAACCCGUUAAGGCAUCGUUCAAAAGAACGAUGCGUUGUGUUUUAUUAAAUGCCAUUGCGGAUAAAAUGAAGAACGAAUUGCCAUGUGAAAGGGGAAGGAGUGUAACGGAAGGGAUAGAUAAGGCAUUUAAGAAGAGUAAUGACAUUAUGAAGGAAAGUGAAGGUUGCAAGAAUAAUGAUAACUGUUUUACGUGUGAGAGGUUUACGGGCUAUAAAAAUUGCACAUUUAAAGAAAAUAGCCGCACAGCGCAAUUAACGGAGUUAAAGAAAAAAAUUGACCCAAAGUUGGAAGAUAGUAAUAUUAGUAGUUCCUUCACGAAGGAUUCUCUAAUGAGGACCAUAUGUGGUGGUCAAUGCAAAAACAUGAGUAAUUUGUGUGGUCGUGUAGAAUGUGUAAAGAAGCAGUGGUUCGAUGACAGGGGGUAUGGGACGACGGAUACAACGAAGGCGGAUGAAAUUUGGAAGGAAGUCCAGAAGCAAAUCACUGAACUUGACAAGAACAUAGGAAAGAAUAAUGAUGACAGUACAGACAGUCUGUGUGCUGCCGUUCAAUGUACCAAUGGUAAUGCAGAUGAUUGCGUAAGCAAAACAACAUGCAAACUUAUUGUUAAAGCAUUGAAGAACAUACAUGAGAUGAAGGAGAACGGAUCCGGUUCUGAGGGGGCCAAAUUGAAUGACCGAAUAUUUCGUUCUACCAUGCGUUGUGCAAUACUCAAUGCCUUUAUACACACAUUAAAGGAACAUGCGAGAAAUGGUGGUUACGGCUGUGCUGUAGAGAAAGGAAUAAAGGAGGCCUUCAGUAAGGGGGAGGAGGAAGAAAAUCGCGAAAAGUGGUGUAAGAAGAAUGGUAAGGAAGAUGGUUCAUGUGAGGCGUGUGAGGAAAGAUUGUGCUUUGGUUCUAAAAUUGGGAAGGCUGAUAAACUGUGGGAUGAAGUAAUGAAGAAGUUAAACACUGACAUCAACACCAAAAUACAACCAACAUUGUCCAAAAUAAAAGAAAAGGUCACUUUAUGUGAUCGCGUGAAUUGCAUAGCAUCUCGAGUUAAGGCCAAGGGAAAUGAGGACAAAUUUUGGAAGACAGAUGGCGAAGUCGCUAACUUAUGGAAAGAUUUGUCCGAAGCAAUGAAGGUAAAUGGGGGUAAAGACGACAACGGAGGUCAAUGUGAUCAAAUGGAUGAUAAUGGCACCGCAGGUGCCAAGACUAGACCAGCAACUGACCCUGAAAAAAAGGCAUGCCAAUAUCUGUCAGCAGGUUUCAAAAAACUAAGAGAAAAUUCCUCUUCUAACCGCAAGGAUGGCAAACUCUUGUCCAGCUCAUCGUUGAGACAAACGAUGGGUUGUUUCUUACUUCAUGCUUAUGCAAAUGAAAUGAAAAAUAAGUCCAUUUGUGUUAUUGAUGCGGGGAUAAAAAGAGCUUUCAAGAAUGCAGGUAGUUGCAAUGGCAAGAGACCUUGUGUCCCUUGCCAUUGGAAUGAAGCCGACUAUGACAAAUGCCAAAUUACCACAACUGGCACAAAUGGCAACACUACGAAAAGUGCAAAGGACAAAUUAAAACAUGUUCAGGAUAAUAUUAACAGCACCGCAGAAGACAACCUAAAGAAAAUAAACCGCAUGGAUAAGUUAUGUGAUUAUAUUAAAUGCGCCGGACCCAAAUGGUUCAAAAACAAAAACGGAGGUAACGGCAACCCUACGCAGACUUGGUGUGACUUUUGGGAGUAUGAAGGCGUCAAACCCAAACUGCAGGAUUUAUUCGAGAAGAUCAAGUCCGGAGGACAGGACACUAAUGAUGUAUGCAAUAAAUUUGGUGAUGGUAAUGAGGAUAGUGUUGAAAGAAAAGCAUGUAAUCAUAUCACAGCAGGGUUACAAUACAUUAAGGACAUUCAACCAAAUGGUAGUGGUGGUAGUGGUCAAGACAACCAACUGCUCCAACGAGCAGUUGGUUGUAUUGCUCUUAACAUGUACGCUGAUCAAAUAAUUAAAUCGACGGACAAUGUUUGUCCCAUGGAUGAAACAAAAAUAAGUAAAAUGUUUGAAGAAUGGAAUAAAAGUAAUUCUUUAUGUAAUGGUGUUAGUAAUAAUAAUGGUUGUUUUGAAUGCAAGAGGGAAGCGAAUUUUGGUUCUUGCAACCUCCUCGUUGAUAAAGACUUAAUUGGAACAUCAACAGUACAAAAUGCAAAUUGCAAUGAUAACGACGACAAUAAAGACGUCCAAAAACAAAUGAAAGAACUCCUCGAAGACAAAUCCCAAUCCAACUCUACCAUUAAAUCCAACAUAACAACCACCUUAACUACUAUCACUAACAUGACCUCUUCUUUCUGUACUCAACUCCAAUGCGCCGCAAAGAAAUGGGGAAAGACUAAUAAUAAAGCAAAUUCAAAUGGAUCAGUUAGUUGGGAUGCCUUGAGGGAUGAGAUCGAGAAAGAAUUGAAGGCACUUCUAGAAAAUAUGACGGAGGGUCAGACUAAAUCGGAAAUUACCAAAUACUGUAACGACAGGGAAUGGGGUGAAUUUGGCCAUAAAGGAAAACACACAAAUAAAGCAGCUUGUUUGCUUUUUGCUUCAGGAUUAAAGCACAUUUAUACCCAUGGUAAUGGCCGCGGUAGCGGCCAGGUUAAUGGCCCAUCGUUUGGACAAACGAUGGGUUGUUUAUUUCUUAAAGAAUAUGCAAAACAAUUAAUAGAUUUGGCAGAUAAAGAAAAAAAGUAUAAGGUACAUCCUCUUUGUGAAAUAGAUAAGGGCAUAGAUCACGCUUUUAGCAAAAGUGAAAAAAUUAUGAAAGACACAUCUCCAUGCAACAAGAAUGGUAAUUCUUGUUUUGAAUGCAAAUGGAAUGAUAACGAUUAUGAUGAUUGCAAAAUUGGCAAUGAUAAAGUAAAGACCAAUGUGGAAACAUUGUUCAAGCACGACGAAAACAAAAAACAUAUGCAACAAACAUUAGAGAAUACAGUUUGUCCCAUCCUUCUUACGGAUAUCCUUACCCCUUUUCUUCCUUUGGCUCCUGUCUCUAUUGGCCUUUCUGCUAUGGCUUAUUACCUUUGGAAGUAUUUUGGUCCUCUUGGUAAAGGAGGACCACGUUUCAGAAGAUCUCCUACUGAAAUUCCUGGUUCAUCAGUACAGGAACAGGUCCUUAAUCAUGUGCAACAAGAUAGUUCACAUGAAUAUCGUUUGGUGAAGGAACGAAAACCUCGUUCUGUUCCAACAGGAACGAAACGUUCUGGUCGCGUGAAUCGUCGAACGAUUAUUGAAAUUCAUUUUGAAGUGUUGGAUGAAUGUCAAAAAGGGGACACACAAUUGGCUCAGAAGGAUUUUCUGGAACUUUUGGUUCAAGAGUUCAUGGGAUCGGAAUUUAUGGAAGAAGAACAGGUUCCUUUGGAACGUGUUCCUAUUGAAGAGCUUCCAAGCUUAGGUUCCGGGUUAUUGGUUUAA